CUGCCUUUACAUUCAUACAUCUCUACACCGGUUUCAGGGAGCUAAGGUACAUAAUGUUGAUAUUCCCAUCGCUGAGCUGGAGAGUCGGUGCAGGCGGCCAUGUUGUGGGAUGCAAGUUAGCUUAGCUACACCAAGUAGAGAAGAGAGAGACAGAGAGAGAGAGAGAGGGAGUGAAAGAAAGAGGGAGGGAAAAGAGAGAGAGAGAGGGAGGGAGCUCCAACUGCAGGGACUCCUCUCCUCUUCCCAGGCUGCUGCUGCUGCUGCCUUUUGUCAUGUAGCCCAGCCAUACCGGUUCCGGUUUAAAAGGGUUUUGUUAGGCAGAGCUCGGUCUCCAUUACUCUCCCCCUCCGGCUGGGGUCCGGGAGCAAAUAUCGAGUGACGUGACUGGAUUUUAUAAACCCCUCUUUCUUUUCUUCUCCUUCUUAUUCUUCUUUGUUUUCCGUGGAUUUUCCCUUUUCAUAAACUGAACACAACAAAUAGCAAUCAGUUUCUCUCUCUCUCAUUCUCUCCGGCUCUUCUGGAGGAGCGUGGAAAAGCAAAAUAAGGGAAAUAACGCCAAGGAAUAGGAACAGGAGUGGGAAUGGGACAGGCUGGGAUUUCCACUUUUGUGUAGCCUCCACUCGACUUCCCCGCUGUAUUCAUCCUCUCUGGCUACUUCUGCUCUGUUCCCAGGAGUUGUGCUGGUCGUAUGUAACCGAGGGAAAGAAAGGAGGACCACAUUUUCGAGUGAAGGCUUGACUAUGGGUUGUGUCAAGAGUAAAGAGGACAAGGGGCCGACACUGAAGUAUCGGCCUGAAGCCUCCAACCCCACCCCAGUCCCCUCUCACAUGGGCCACUAUGGGCCGGAUCCCACCCAAAUGGGCCAGUCGCCCGCCCUCAAGGGCCCCAACAACAGCUACAACAGUCACCCCUCAGCUCUCACCCCUUUUGGGGGCUCUUCAUCCACCAUCACUCCGUUUGGCGGCGCUUCCUCGUCCUUCUCCACGGUUGCUGUGAGCAACACGUUUCCUGGUGCUGUCUCAGGAGGUGUGACAUUUUUUGUGGCCUUAUACGACUAUGAAGCCAGAACAUCAGACGACCUCUCGUUCAAGAAAGGCGACCGGUUUCAGAUCAUCAACAACACAGAAGGCGACUGGUGGGAGGCCCGCUCCAUCAACACGGGGAAGAAAGGCUACAUUCCCAGCAAUUAUGUGGCCCCUGCUGACUCCAUCCAGGCUGAAGAAUGGUACUUUGGAAAAAUGGGACGCAAGGACGCAGAGCGACUGCUGCUGGUGCCUGGAAACCAGCGGGGCACUUUCUUGGUCAGAGAGAGUGAGACAACGAAAGGAGCGUACUCACUGUCCAUACGAGACUGGGAUGAUAUGAAGGGAGACAAUGUGAAACACUACAAAAUCCGCAAGCUUGACAACGGAGGCUACUACAUCACCACGAGGGCUCAGUUUGAGACCCUGCAGAAGCUGGUCAAACAUUACACAGAACAUGCAGAUGGGCUUUGUUACAGACUAACUACAGUGUGCCCGACGGUGAAGCCUCAGACUCAGGGCCUGGCUAAAGAUGCCUGGGAGAUCCCACGUGAAUCACUGCGUCUGGAGCUUAAACUGGGACAGGGAUGCUUUGGAGAGGUCUGGAUGGGCACUUGGAAUGGUACUACGAAAGUGGCGAUUAAGACGCUGAAGCCUGGCACCAUGUCUCCUGAAGCUUUCCUGCAGGAGGCUCAGAUCAUGAAGAAGCUCAGACACGAUAAGCUGGUACCCCUUUACGCUGUGGUGUCUGAGGAACCUAUCUACAUCGUCACUGAAUACAUGGGCAAAGGGAGUUUGCUGGAUUUCCUGAAGGAAGGUGAAGGCAAAUAUCUGAAGCUUCCUCAGCUGGUGGACAUGGCAGCACAGAUUGCUGACGGCAUGGCCUUCAUCGAGAGAAUGAACUACAUCCACAGAGACCUGCGGGCGGCUAACAUCCUGGUGGGGGAUAAUCUGGUCUGCAAGAUCGCCGACUUCGGCCUGGCCAGGCUGAUCGAAGAUAACGAGUACACAGCAAGACAAGGAGCCAAGUUUCCCAUCAAGUGGACAGCGCCUGAGGCUGCACUGUAUGGCCGCUUCACCAUCAAAUCUGACGUCUGGUCCUUCGGCAUCCUGCUGACAGAGCUGGUCACCAAGGGCAGAGUACCAUACCCAGGUAUGGUGAACAGAGAGGUCCUGGAGCAGGUAGAGAGGGGCUACAGGAUGCCGUGUCCGCAGGGCUGCCCGGAGUCCCUGCACGAGAUGAUGCGCCUGUGCUGGAAGAAAGAGCCGGACGAGCGGCCCACCUUCGAGUACAUCCAGUCCUUCCUGGAGGAUUACUUCACCGCCACUGAGCCACAGUACCAGCCUGGAGACAACCUGUAGAGACGUUCUCCAUCUACAGGCCAAGCCAGACUACUACCACCACGGCCACAUCCCAAACCAGCGCGCCACAGCAGCUGCAGCCUCAGCCAACACCAAGACCACCACCACCUCCUCCCAUACGCCCUCACUGCACACUUCCUCUCAGAGGGGCCUCUCAAGCCUUCUCUCUCUUUCCAUCACCCCAUUUUUUUGUUUUAGUUUUUGAAUUGUGAUGAAAAAGCACCAUUUUUGAAACAGUAGUUUGAUUUGGGAAUCACUAAGGAUGAAGAGGAAGUGUUUAGCGAGGUGUGUACAUUAGGGAAGUGUGUUUGUGUGUGUGUUUAGGAGUGUGUCUGUCUGUUAGUUUGUGUCUGUCUGGACUGGGACCAGGCUGUGCUUUCUCACGCACUCGCGCACUCUCUCUGUCUGUAUUAACAUCCUGAGAAGAUGGUUCUGCAGAGUGAGGGAGCUGUGGAGUAAAGCAGUGAGCAACGAGUGCUGAUGGCUGGUUCACCAGUUGCACAGACGUCUAUUUUUCAUUUUUUCUUUCUUCUUUUUGAUCUUUUUGAUCUUUACGAACAGUCGAGCAUCCACCUUUUUUCCCUCAUUUUUUUUCUUUCUUCUUCCUUUUAAAACCUCCCCACUCCUUAUUUUCUUCCUAUUCGUUUUUAAAUCAAGGACAUGACUUUUUUUUUUUUUCGUUUGUUUUAUGUGAUGUUACUGUCGAUUUGAUUUUGAUUUUACAUUUCAUUUUCUUUUUCAUUUCUGGUUCCAGUAGUUUCAGUAGUUUGUUUUAAGAAAAAAAAAAAGUGAAAAAAAAAAAGUGACCAAUAACUGUGGUUGAAAACUGACAGCAUUGCCUACAGCUGUCGGUUGUGCUGUCACUGAGCGAUCGAGACUGAAGGACUGAGACAGAGUGAAAGUGAUGGAGAGAAAGAGAGAGUGAGAAAGAGAGAGAGAUAUUGAUGCUGUUGUGAAUGUAUGAGUGAAGUGUGAAGAGUUGUAUGUGAAUGAGAUGAGCUGGAGGAGGAGAAGGAGAAGGAGGAGGAGGAAAGAAGAGUUUGAUCCUGCAAGUUAAAAACCUGGGAGAUGAUACGUGGGUGAGAUUUAUGUUAAUGUCAGUAAUGAAAAAGAAAAAAUCAUGAUGUAAUGAUUUCUUUGAUUUAUUAUUUUCUUUCACCAAAAUUUUUGACUUCUAAUACAUCAAAUGGUGGUGGGCGGGGGGGACUGUUUAUAAUUUGUGCACAUGGUUAUUCAACAGAGAUAUUCUUCAGAAUCUCUAAGGCUUAAGGAGGUUUCAGAUGCAAAACCCUUCUUUUUAAUGCUAAUACCACACCUACAACCUAUGGGGAUUAGAUGAUCUAGUGGAAAUCAGUGUUAAAGGGGGAUUUAUUUUCAUUUUCCUUCAAGAAAUUCAUGAAAUAACAUAAUUCAGUGCUGAAGAUCUAAACAUAAACACUUCAUUCAGAAUGGUUUGGUGUGAAACUGUGUUAAAUUUAUGUUCAUGUUGCCAGUGUACAUUUUUGUUUAAAUGUGAGACAAAUCUGAUUACAAAAAAAAGCGAUUGAGUGGGUUGAGGACUGACUAGGUUCAAUUUCAAGGCUGCAUUCACAUUAUCAUUAUUUUUUCACUUUAAUAUAUCACAGAUUUGAGAUACUUUUAUAGGUGGUCAUAGAUUUGGUCUUUAUCCAAUUUGUGGGCAUGCGAAGAGACAGCUCAUGAGCUAGCUCCAGUGUUGUGCCAAAUUCAGACUCCCUACCAGAAUCUGACUCCACUUCAAAUAUACACGUACAGUUAAUGUAUGCAUGUUAGUCACAAGCUGCAGCCUCAGCUUUCUGUUACUGGCUAACAGAAGCAAACGCCUGCCGUUGUAGCUCAUCUGCCUUGUGAUUGGACGCCAUUGCUCACCAUAAUUACACAGUGGUGGUCUGUCAACAAGGCAGGCAUCUACAACUAAAAUAUAGAUAUAUCAUUUAUUUAUUAUCCUAAAUGAGUGAACAGUGUACUCCUUCUGUGUUCUGUGUUUUAUAUGCAACAAUUGGGCCUUAAUCUCUUUAAACCAGCCAGUAGUUUCAUAACCAUUUCUUGAAAACAGCUUUCUGUCACAUUGCUGUAAAAGGUGAUAAAUGUCCUAUCACCACUACUGUGAACAAUUAUGAUGCUACCAUUCUAAAUGAACUUUUUUUUUUAAAUUGAUUAACACUUAAAUGUCUGGACUGGAGUCUGAUCCAGUUAGUUUUGGCUUCACACCAAAAAAAAAAAAAAAAAAAAAAAAAGAACUUUCCUAAAUCCUGACAUAACAUAGGCUACAUCCCUCUAUACUUCACAUUGGUUGGCGAGAAAAAAUGUCACAAUUGCAAAUUUAAGUGCAAAUUGUGUGCAACAGAUUUUUCUCUGAUUCUUUUUUUUAUUUCUGUUUAUAAAGCAGGGAUAAUCUACUGCAGUGUGAAACACUUUAUCUAGAAGGUUCAGACUUUAUUACACAAACCGAUUACAGAAAGUUGUCAGUUAUUAAACCAACCUAAAGAAAAAAGAACAUUGAGGGAGCAAAAUUGGCCCUGCUCCCUCCGGGUGGGUAGAUGGCGCUCUCUCCCCACAUCACUCCUAGGUUGAUGUCUGCAGCACAGGGCGUCUGUGAGCUGAUGUACCGGAACCGUGUUGCUGCGCUUUCCUCCAAACGCGCUGUGAUGCUGCUCGCCAAUGUUGCAUCAGCAGCAGCUCAAAAAGAAGCGGUGGCUGGCUUCACAUGUUUUGGAGGAAGUAUGUGUUAGUUUUCACUCUCCUGGUGUGUUGGGGCAUCACUAGUGAUAGGGGGAGUCCUAAUGAGUGGGUCGGGUAAUUGGCCGUGUGUACAUUGGGGAGAAAAUGGGAAAAAUUUGAAAGAAAAAAAAAAAGAAAUUUGGGAGUGAAGGGUAGAUAGAAUCUGACAGAUAGAUAGAAUUCAUCAAAGCAACUCGCCAAAUCACAACCAACAUUUUACAAACAAAUUAAAAUAUAGUAUAGAAAAAGACGGCCCUCGUAGCCGGUGACACCAAGAUAUAGUGAAGUUCUUUAGUCCGCUCACUAAACUCAAAAACUAAGUUUAGUAUGAUGUGAAACCAAAACUGAUCAGACAAAAUAUUCAGUACACAGUUUAAAAAAGGCAUAAACCUUGGUCCAGAUAUUCAGGUGUAAACAACAAACGGAUUCAAACCAUGGAGAAAAUGUUCCAAGUUUACAAACCUGUGCACUGAUUUCAACCAGAGCAAACCAACAAACUAUAGGUAUGAAAACUCCCUUAAUCUGUGAAAACACCAGGGUCCGACUCUAAACAUGACAAAUGCUGUAGUGCUUUCAUUUACUCAUACAUAUCAGCCCUGGAUUCUGAAGAUAUCUGAUCUGUUGUUGUGCUACGAAAUGAGCCGUCACUUCAUUUCUUAUUAGAAGAACCACUGAGACACCUUUAGUUAACCAGUAACAGUACUCACAUGCUUAACAUCCACACCAUCCUGCUGAGGACGCCUGAUCUCGUGCAGUCGUCUUAUUUCUGGAACUCUGUCGCCCUCUGUGGUCUGCUGUUGGCCAAACCUGAGGAGUUGUAGGACCCUGUGUAUGUUACAGCUCUGAACAACUUCAGAUAAGAUGGGUUUACAUACGGAAGCUUUUGACACUGAACUUCGGGUUCAACUUAAGCUGAAACGCUUCCGGUAACAACGCGCCUUCUUCCAGCCUGACUUGAGGAAAGAGCUUUAAGGUUCUUAACGUUUAUGCGACACCUCAUCUUCAUCCUCAUGCUGUGAUAAAUAAGUCCUUUCACUCCUUCCGUAUGAAAUGAUACAAUACGAAAUGAAACAUUACUUGGAUGUGAUUUCAUAAACGGUGAUUUUUAGUUUUUUAGUAGAUGUUUCAAAUGGACAAAGCAGAUGAUAAUAAUAUUAUAGUAGUGUAUUAACAAUCCAUAACAGUUCUUACCUCAAUAACAGUUCGCUACAAGUGGUGUGUAUGUGUGUGCGUUGGUAAGACGUCACCAAAGCUGUCUUUGGUUUGGUUUCGUAAUUUGGUUUAAAAGAAAAUGAAAGGAAAGGAUGUGAGAUAAAGCUUAAGAUGAUAAAAUGAGUUGGUAUAUGUUCACUCCUUCUUCAGAUGCUCCUUUAGAGGUGUUUAGAGAAGCCUCAGCUUUUGUUCUCCACCAUUGUGAUUCCUUUUGUCCAGGGGUCAAGAGUUUCCUCAUUGUUAUGAAAAUGAAAAUCACCAAGCAAUCCCCCUUUUUCACAGCACCUCCAACCCCCCUCCUUUUGUUUUUCCUUCUAGAAAGCCGUGGGGUGUUUUUUAAAAGGGCUAUGGACUAAGUUUGUGAUAAAUCUUUAGUUCUUUCAUGAGGACUUUUUUAAAGAAGAGAUGCAGGCCAGAGCCUUGAGCAGGAACGGAGCGAGCGUGGAGGAGGAGGAGGAGGAGGAGGUGGGCGAUGCGACAUGUUGGCAACAAAUUACUAACCUGAAGAAAUUUGUACAGUGAAAAAUAAAAGUUUUACGUAAUGCUUUUCA
Molecule: messenger RNA, 6886 nt
Organism: Astyanax mexicanus (Mexican tetra)
Lineage: Eukaryota; Metazoa; Chordata; Actinopteri; Characiformes; Acestrorhamphidae
Gene: yes1
Product: YES proto-oncogene 1, Src family tyrosine kinase
Exons: 12
Coding region: 741-2384 (547 amino acids)
Biological process (GO): innate immune response; protein phosphorylation; cell differentiation
Cellular component (GO): extrinsic component of cytoplasmic side of plasma membrane
Molecular function (GO): non-membrane spanning protein tyrosine kinase activity; signaling receptor binding; ATP binding
Source: RefSeq, a predicted model, not a curated record